This is a messenger RNA of Polychytrium aggregatum, 3424 nucleotides long. RefSeq names its product rRNA-processing arch domain-containing protein. Gene Ontology annotation, biological process: maturation of 5.8S rRNA; RNA catabolic process. Lineage: Eukaryota; Fungi; Chytridiomycota; Chytridiomycetes; Polychytriales. Gene Ontology annotation, cellular component: nucleus. The coding region runs from base 16 to 3351 and encodes 1111 amino acids. Gene Ontology annotation, molecular function: RNA binding; RNA helicase activity; ATP binding. The record is from RefSeq and is a predicted model, not a curated record. The transcript is spliced from 7 exons.
CACCUAUCGCCCACCAUGUUUGACGGAAGCGACGAGGAUCUGUUCAGCGCGUUCGACGACGAUGCCGCCCCGCAGCUGCUCGGCUCGGCCGCACUCAAGGCGGCGUCCAAGGACGGCGGUGCUGCUGUUGUGGCCCAGAAGCGAUCCCGGGACCAGCCUGUCGCUGCCCCCGCGCCCACACCCGCUGGAGCGCCGGCCAAGGCGCCCAAGAAGCAAAAGACCCUGAAGAUCACCGAGAUCGAGGAGCACCCAGUUGUGUCGGAUGACUUUGGACAGAACUUUGAAAAGGCAUACACCGCAAGCUCGACGUCGCUCGAGGCUCGCAAUGCAACUGGCGGCGGCGGCGCCAAGCACGCAUUUCCCUCCGUCAGCUCGGCCAGCACCCACAAGGGGGCAGAUGCCGUCCCGCCCGAGACGGCCAAUGAGCCCGAGUCCAAAGACUCCAUAUCCAAUACCCUGGUUCUUACGCAUUCGAUUCACCAUCAAGUUGCCUGUCCCCCCGGCUACCCGUACGUUCCGCUCUCGGAACAUGUCCCUCCUGCCGUCCCGGCUCGCACCUACCCCUUUACGCUCGAUCCCUUCCAGCAGACUGCAAUCUACUCGAUACAGCGGAGCGAAUCUGUUCUGGUUGCAGCUCACACCAGUGCCGGCAAGACCGUGGUUGCCGAAUACGCCAUCGCUCAAAGUCUGCUGCAAAAGCAGCGCGUCAUCUAUACCAGCCCCAUCAAGGCUCUGUCGAACCAAAAGUACCGUGAACUGCUUGCAGAGUUUGGCGAUGUUGGCCUGAUGACGGGAGAUGUGACAAUCAACCCCCAGGCCAGCUGUCUCGUCAUGACGACGGAGAUUCUGCGGUCGAUGCUGUACCGUGGUAGCGAAGUCAUGCGAGAAGUCGCCUGGGUCAUCUUUGACGAAGUCCACUACAUGCGUGACAAAUCCCGCGGUGUUGUCUGGGAAGAAACCCUUAUCCUGCUACCGGACAAAGUGCAUCACGUCUUUCUUUCGGCCACGAUCCCAAACUCGAUGCAGUUUGCGCAAUGGAUCUGCAAAAUCCACCAACAGCCGUGCCACGUUGUCUACACCGACUACCGACCAACUCCGCUCCAGCACUAUCUCUUCCCAGCCGGCGCAGACGGCAUGCAUCUGGCCGUCGAUGAAAAGGGUGUCUUUCGCGAAGACAAUUUCCAGCGAGCAAUCGGCAGCCUCGGCGAUUCAAAGCCCGAGAACGGGCCCAAGGGCCCAAAGGGAAAGAAGGACAAGUCUACGAAAGGCCCAACCGACUUGUACAAGAUCAUCAAACUGAUCAUGAUCAAGAACUAUCAUCCCGUCAUUGUCUUUGCGUUUUCGAAGAAGGAGUGUGAGGCCAAUGCCCUGCAGCUGUCGAGCCUCGAUUUCAACGACGACGGAGAGAAGGAGCUCGUCAACUCGAUUUUCACCAACGCCAUCCAUGCCCUGAACGACGACGACCGAAAGCUCCCCCAGAUCGAAAACCUGCUACCGCUGCUGAGACGUGGCAUCGGAAUCCACCACUCGGGACUCUUGCCCAUCCUCAAGGAAGUCAUCGAGAUUCUCUUUCAGGAGGGCUUGCUCAAGAUUCUCUUUGCCACCGAAACGUUCUCGAUCGGCCUGAACAUGCCCGCCAAGACGGUCGUCUUCACGGCCGUGCGCAAAUGGGACGGCAAGGAAAACCGAUGGCUGAGCGGCGGCGAGUACAUUCAGAUGUCUGGACGUGCCGGAAGACGAGGCUUGGAUGACCGUGGCAUUGUCAUCCUGAUGAUCGACGAGAAGAUGGAGCCCAACGUCGCCAAGGGCAUGCUCAAGGGCGUGUCCGAUCCCCUCAACAGCGCCUUCCAUCUGACUUACACGAUGAUCCUGAAUCUGAUGAGAGUUGAGGGCAUCAUGCCAGAGCACAUGCUGGAGAAGUCGUUCUGCCAAUUCCAGAACAGCGCCAAGCUACCGGAGCUGCAGAAGAAGCUGAUUAUUCUGGAGCAGCGCCGCGAUCACAUGGAGAUUGAAGAGGAACCCACUGUCAAAGAAUACUACGACCUGCGACAACAGCUCGAGGGAUACAAGAGGGAUAUCCGACAAGUCAUCACACAUCCAAAUUACUGCCUGCCGUAUUUGCAGCCCGGCCGUGUGGCCCGCUUCUCGAUCGACGAUGGCGCCGGGCUGAUGAUUGGUGGAUCAACCCCCAAGAGUGGAAACGAAGUCGACUUUGGCUGGGGCAUGGUCAUUGGCUUCUCGAAACGAAUCCAGGCCAACGCCAACAAGGACGAUCUCACCACAGCCACCGAGGGUCCUGUCUACGUAGUGGACUUUUUGGUGCACUGCGAAGCGGGCACCGAUUCCUACAGCAAGCAUCCUCGGCCAUGCGCCCAAGGCGAGAAGGGCGAUAUGGUCCUGCUGACAGGGACCCUGGACUGCAUUAGCCAGUUUUCAAGCGUGAGGCUGCAUGUGCCCAAGGACAUCAAGGGCGUGGAUGCGCGCAAGCAAGUCCUCAAGGCGGUCACGGAGGUGCAGAAGCGCUUCCCGGACGGCCUCCCGUUGCUCGACCCGGUAGAGGAUAUGGGUGUCAAGGACGAGGGCUUUGGCAGACUCAUCAAGAAAGUAGAGUUGGUCGAGAGCAAGCUCUUUGCCAACCAGCUGCACAACGACCCGCGCCUCAAGGAGCUAUACGACCUCUAUGUGCUCAAGGUUCAGCUUGGAGAACAGAUCCGCUCAAUGAAAAAGGAGAUCUCGGCGGCCCAUAGCGUCCUCCAGCUGGAUGAACUCAAGUCUCGACGCCGCGUGCUCCGAAGAAUGGGCUAUGUUUCCGACAGCGACGUCAUCGAUAUGAAAGGCCGUGUCGCUUGUGAGAUUUCCUGCGGCGACGAGCUCGUGCUGACCGAGAUGAUGUUCAACGGUGUGUUUAACGAGCUGACGGUCGACCAGACGGUGGCGCUUCUGAGCUGCUUCUGCUUCCAGGAGAAGACCUCCAAUGACUCGCCCUCUCGCAUCCGCGAAGAACUCAGCGGGCCCUUCCGGGCCAUGCAGGAAGCCGCCCGCCGCAUCGCCAAGGUUUCGAUCGAGUCCAAACUGACGAUCGAUGAAGAAGACUACGUAAAAUCCUUUGGCCCGGAGAUGAUGGACGUCACGUACGCGUGGUGCCAGGGUGCCAAGUUUGCGGAGAUCUGCACGAUGACGGACAUUUUCGAAGGCAGCAUCAUCCGAUGCAUGAGGCGGCUUGAGGAGCUGCUGAGACAGAUGUGCGCGGCUGCCAAGAGCAUCGGCAACACCGAGCUGGAGACGAAGAUGUCCGAAGGUAUCAACAAACUCAAGCGAGACAUUGUGUUCGCCGCCAGCUUGUAUCUCUAAGCUGCGGACUCCGACCAUGCGCCGAUCUUGCUGCCACCAAUGAAAUAUGAUAAAAAGGCAAACCAUACCGAGC